CGGGUCCUGGAUAUGAAAUCUUUACAGCUUUCAUUCGUUGGGUGACCGUACUACGUAUUGACGCAUACUGGUUCACGUACGGUAACGACAAUUUCGCCACCCACUCAUAUUGCUUUGUCGUCGUCAUUAUCAUCGAUCGUGUCCAGCUGCCGUCGAAGCUCGCGAUAUGUUCCGCUACCUCAAGAAGAGUCUGAUGACCUUUUUUAAAAUCUUAAAAAUAUGGAUUACUAGAGAUUCUGCCAAUAAUAGCGAUUGGUCCGUUGAGUUGCCAUUCAAUUUAUCAGAAGACUCGGCCAGUAACUUGUUGGUUGAUUCUCUCAUGAAUUUGCAAGAUGAUUCAUCUGGUGAAUUACCACCUAACCGGGUGGUCAAGAAAUUGAAGAGGGAAUAUAUAGAAGUGCUGAACCAUAUCAUCAACAUAAAAGUGAGUGACCUGAUUAAUCGCAUGGACGAUAAAGUAAAUCGUGUCCCUUUGAAUACAAUUGUAAAAUGUGCAAGAUCAAUAUUUCCACGCAUAGAGAUCAAUGGGAGCAGUUUGUUAUCGUGGUUUAUAAAUACAAUGGACUUUGAUACAGAUGAAGCAUUGUACAUGACAAAUCUAUUGUCGUCACAUAUUAUCAUGUUCACAAUUCUUAAUCAUUAUCUGACUGUGUUGAAUGUCGGUUGCUUUUAUCGUAAUCUAUCUUCAAGUUCACAAAUUACUUAUAAAGCUUGCUUGAAUGAUUAUGAUUAUGCUGUAUACCUGUGUAAAAAAGAAAUCGAAGAAAACAUUCAUGGAGAUUUGUUGAACUUUUAAGUGAAAAAAAGCGCAAGAGCUAAAGUAGAUGUAAAUAAAUGGGAAUUUGAGUUUCUACCAUCCGAUUCUGAAUUGCGCACAUCUCAUAAUACAAUAAUUCCUGCAGUUACUGAACAGUUGUAAAAACAAGAAAUUACAAGAAUUUUAACCACAACUACUCCUAAAUCAGAUAUUCAGUAUAUUAUACCGAACAAAUCUUAUCUUAAUUAAAUCUACUUUAUAUGUUCUAAAAUAAAAUUACUCCUACCAUGAUAAUAAAUUGUUAAUUUCAAUAAUUUAAGAUUAUUAAUACCCACGACCUGAUACUUCUUUAUUGUUUUGGUAUAUGUUGUAGAAUUCACGCUAUCUUUAUUAUGUUGAUAUAAAAUAGAAUAACUUAAAUCAGUCUUUGACAGAAAAAAAAAUGAGGAUUUUUAUUUAAUCAGUAUAAGAAUAUAUCAUUUGAUUUUUACAUCACCAAUAUUCAAAAUAAUAUUGAAGUUAUAGAUUGUAAGCAAAUUAGUGGAUAAUUUUUUUUAGGAUAUAAAAUUAUUAUAAUGUAUAAUAUU
Acyrthosiphon pisum (pea aphid) is the source of this 1344-nucleotide messenger RNA. RefSeq names its product regulator of G-protein signaling egl-10-like. Gene Ontology annotation, cellular component: cytoplasm. Gene Ontology annotation, biological process: positive regulation of GTPase activity; regulation of G protein-coupled receptor signaling pathway. The transcript has 8 exons. Lineage: Eukaryota; Metazoa; Arthropoda; Insecta; Hemiptera; Aphididae. The record is from RefSeq and is a predicted model, not a curated record. Bases 167 to 796 code for a protein of 209 amino acids. Gene Ontology annotation, molecular function: GTPase activator activity.